Molecule: messenger RNA, 1488 nt
Organism: Erythranthe guttata (spotted monkey flower)
Lineage: Eukaryota; Viridiplantae; Streptophyta; Magnoliopsida; Lamiales; Phrymaceae
Gene: RBL15
Product: RHOMBOID-like protein 15
Cellular component (GO): membrane
Molecular function (GO): serine-type endopeptidase activity; protein binding
Source: RefSeq, a predicted model, not a curated record
AGUUCUCGAAUCUCCGUCUGAAAAACAUUUUGGAAGUGAUAAAUUUUCGAAGAUUUUAACAGCACGAUGCGAUCAAACAUUGUGUCCGAGGCAGGACUGUCUACCAGAUUAAACCAAUGGUGGGAAGGCAUUCCAUUCCUCACGUCGGUGGUAGUAUUCGUCUGUGGAAUUAUUUACUUGGUCUGUCUACUAGUUGGAUAUGACUCCUUCGUUGAAGUAUGCUUCUUGCCUUCGGCUGUUAUUUCUCAUUUCCAAGUUUACAGGAUGUACACUGCAAUUAUUUUUCAUGGUUCUUUACUGCAUGUUCUCUUCAACAUGAUGGCAUUGGUGCCCAUGGGAUCUGAGCUUGAAAGAAUUAUGGGAUCUAUCCGCUUGUUGUACAUAAUAAUUCUACUGGCCGCAAGCAAUGCGAUACUUCAUCUUUUUAUCGCAUUACUGGUAGCUCAUAAUCCGGUUGAUGCUUAUCCCCAUUUCAUGAAUCAGUGUUCUAUAGGUUUCUCAGGGAUUCUGUUCUCUAUGAUCGUCAUAGAGACAAGCCUUAGUGGAAUCCAAACUCGAAGUUUCUUUGGACUUUUCAACGUGCCCGCAAAAUGGUAUGUAUGGAUAUUGUUAGUGGUGUUUCAGCUACUUAUGACAAAUGUUUCAUUACUUGGACAUCUAUGUGGUAUUUUGUCCGGAUAUGCAUAUACUUUUGGGUUGUUUAACGUCUUGAUUCCUGGGACAUCCUUCUAUUCAUCCAUUGAGUCCUCCGCUUGGCUUUCUACUUGUGUGAGGAGACCUAAAUAUAUAAUAUGCAGCGGCAGCAAUACUUCGGGCCACAUCCCCACAUAUACAAGUCAAAGCACCACGUCAAGCGGAUUACUCUCUGGAAAUAUGUGGAGGAAUCUAUCUUCUUGGAUGCCACAAAGAGAAAGUUCUCCGCAGUAUAUGCAGACAGCACAAGAUGGUGAUAGAUUCCCUGGGAGAGGGAGGACACUUAGUUCUAGUACAAACCAAGCAGCUUCAGUUACAAAUUCUGAGCCUAAUUUACAAACUAGACUUCUCGAUGAUGGUGACAACCUGAAUCAGGCAUCAUAUCCAGCAACAAUUGGGGCAGGGCAGCGAAUAUCAGACGGGAGGCCUCCUCUAGUAAAUAGUUCAGUGGUGCCUAUCAGAACCCAAAACAAUCAGGUUUCCGUUGCAUCUGAGGAGGAAAUUCAGAAACUUGUCGCUAUGGGUUUUGAUAGGACACAGGUAGAAGUAGCAUUAGCAGCUGCUGAUAGAGAUUUGAAUGUUGCAGUUGAAAUACUUAUGAGCCAACAGGGAUAGUAAAAUAAAUUUCCGACCAGAGUGCACAAAAUCCUCUUCCGGUAGAAGAAUUUCUGACAGUUGCAUUUACUUUACGUUGGAGGAAGUUGCUAUGGAGUUGUAUAUAUUUGAUAUUUAAAAAAAUGUUAAAACAUGUAUUCUACUUCUUCCCAAAUUUAUGUUAAGGAUCAACUUGUAAAA